Molecule: messenger RNA, 516 nt
Organism: Cuscuta europaea
Lineage: Eukaryota; Viridiplantae; Streptophyta; Magnoliopsida; Solanales; Convolvulaceae
Source: the annotation of a GenBank genome assembly
CAAUAAUGGUGUGAAACCGAAUAAAAAGACGGAUGAAGAAUGGACAAAAAUGAAUCGAAAAACUGUCGCACAAAUUCGACAAUGGAUAGAUCAUAGUGUGUUCCACCAUGUUGCUCAAGAACAAAGUGCUUACACACUAUGGGAGAAGCUUGGUAGCAUGUAUCAAGCAAAAACCGCCCGAAAUAAGACGUUACUAAUGAGGAGAUUAGUAAACCACAAAUUACGUGGGGGUAUUUCGGUGUCAGAACACACCAGUCAAUUCCAGGAUCUUGUGAAUCAGUUGAGCACCACCGGAUGGGUUUUCAAAGAUGAAGAGCAGGCGAUACUACUCUUGAGCUCUCUACCUGACAGCUGGGAGACUCUUGUUGUCACUCUCAGUAAUUCUGCUCCAAAUGGGAAGGUGACUAUGCAGAUGGUCACAGAUGCCCUGAUGAAUGAAGAAGCCCGAAGGAAGGAAGCCGGGACGGAACAAUCAUAUGUCCUCAUAUCAGAAACUAACAGACGAGGGGGAGGCAG